GUCAAAAGACAGAUAGGCGUUUCUUCACGGGCGUCGGUCGUGAAAAACCACAUUACCCACAAUCCUCUUAACCCUCGUGCCUACACGUUGCUAAGCGACAAAUACAAACGCCUUGGUGUGCAAAUUGCUAGACAGCCAUUGCAUUACGUCACAACGACGGCGUCGGUGACAUAUUUUUUGGACAACUUUUCGUCAUUUAAUAAUUAUAAUAACCAACCAAUAGCGGUUUGAGAAGAGUCGAGCAGGUGUGCAAAAAUGGAUGAAAGGGGUGCAGUUUUAAGUGCCGGGGUGGUAUCCAACUGCGUGGCCCAGCUCGGGUGCUUCGGAACUGGACUUCACCACCCAUACUUCCAUUUGGCACUCCCUGGGCGCAAACUUGGUGACAUAUCUAUUUUGUGUAAGUAUGUUCACCUGCAAAAGCUGGAGCUGUCCAACAACAGAAUUACAGAUCUAUCUUGCGUCAGCCACAUGCCCUUCCUCGUCAUCCUGGAUGUGUCUUACAACGAAAUCUCGCAAUUCUUUGGCUUCGAGGCCCCCAAGAACUUGAAGGAGGUCAACCUCUCCCACAACUAUUUGACACAAAUGAAGGACAUGUCGGCCUACGAGGCGCUCGUCAGUCUCGAUCUGGACCAUAACCAACUGACGCAGAUCCACGGACUGGAGAAGUGCUGUAAACUGACCCGUCUCAGCGUGGCGCACAAUAGAAUCGCCAACAUCACCGGUCUGGAACGCGUACCGCUUACAUACCUCAACCUGAGGGGGAACCUGCUGACAAGCACAGAAGGUCUGGAGAACCUGAGGAGGCUGCAGGUUCUCGAUCUGUGUCUGAACCAGAUCAGCAGUCUUUCUGGCCUCAACAACCUCCACCUGCUGGGCUCUAUCAACCUGGAAAAAAAUCAGGUUUCUGAGAUCGAGGAGUGUAAACACAUUCAUCAUCUUCUCCUGCUGAGGGAUUUGAAUCUCUUUGGCAACCCCGUACAGAAGCAGCCAGAAUAUAGGCUGUCGGUGGUCUUCCUCCUUCAGCAUCUGACCAUGUUGGACCAAGAGCAAGUCACUGUUGAAGAGAAGGUGUUUUCAAUCAACAAGUAUGACCCCCCAAUGGAAGUGGUGGCAGCCAGAGAUCAUAUGACCCAGCUGAUGUAUCAUCUAAUGCAGCCUCAGCUUCUCUAUGACACAACUCUUCCCAGUAACGACGCUCCAUAUCCGAUGCUGGUUCUAACCGGUCCGCAAGGCUGCGGGAAAAGGCAGAUGGCCUACCGCCUGUGUAAGGAGUUUGACGAAUACUUCGCGUAUGGGAUCAGCCACACCACCAGGGAGCCCUACAUGGGCGAGAAGAACUGUAGCGACUACCAUUUUGUCAGCAAGGAAGAGUUUGAGUGUCUUGAACAGCGGGGUGUUUUUGUGCAGACUGUCACUCAUGGUGGGCACAGGUACGGUCUGAGCAGAGAUGCUAUCGAAGAUGUCGCGCGGGAAGGAUUGGCGUGCUGCGUGCAAAUGGAGCUGGAGGGCGUGCUGAGUCUCAAAAAGAGCAUCUUCGAACCUCGCUAUAUCCUGAUCGUCCCCACCAUGGCUGAUAACUACAGGGCCGCUUUGAGGACUCGCAACCGCUACACGGACGCCCAAAUGGAUGCAGUGGUGUCUCGCAUUGAGCUGUACACCAACUUCAACAGAAGGAGGCCCAACUUCUUCGACAACGUCAUCCGCUGCGAUUACUGGGACAAAGCCUACCAGGUGCUGCAGCGGGUAGUGAGGAACUACCUGUUGCUCGACAAACGGGAAGAAUGUGAAAGUGAGCUUCCCGCAAAGCAGCGAAGGUCAGACUCAUCCGCAACCUCCCUCCCGGCCGCAGUCCUUGACCCACCACAGCCACUCUACAGAAACUAUUCCAACAAAACCCUGCAACAGCUCUUCCCCCACAAGACUCCAACAGAGCUAGUGUCCAUCUGCAGGCAGGAGCAGCCAGUGAGAGAGGCAGUAAUGGGGAGGAGUCCAGGGGUCUACAGUUGGCUCAUCAGAAGCAGCUCAGAUGAAUCUCAGGGCCACUCUGCGGAUACGAUCAAAGGUGACAAGCUGCCGGACCAACUGGGAGUCGGACGUCCCAGAUCCGGCAUCAAACCAGUUCUGCCGCCGAUCCCGCCCGGACGAAAGACCCCGCAAGCCAACAGCCCGCUGCCGUCGCCCAGACGUGGCCGCGUCCAGGCCGUCGCGCAAAGAUAGCGUGAAGGUUCUCGAAGGCUCAAAUUGCCAUUUUUUUUAAAAAACGUGUCGAGUUGCCUUUUAAACAGGGGUCGCACCUGGCCAUCCAUCACUGUCUUUCUUGCUCUGGAGGCAGCAGAUGUUGCAGGGCCGUCAUAAUUCUUUGGCAGAUAUUGUCUGCACGCUCGGCACCGCUGGGGUCUAACCUACUUACGCUGCAGUCGGAGCUUUCCACAAACUCAGUUUGGGCAAUUGGUGCCCUUUCUAUAAACAGGACAGCGGCCAUUUUAGUCUGUACACACAGUAUUUGAAAACAUUGUGCUCUUUUUUUAGGUCUUUUUGUGCAUCAAUUGACAAAAUCAAAUUGUGACUCAGUCACAUACAAUAAAAAGACAUAAUGCUAACGAGAUUUUCUGUUGACGUGAGCGAUGUAUUUCAGUGUCGUUGACGGAGCUAGACGUCCAAUGCAUUUUUUUACGAAUUUAUAUUUUGUUAGGGCCCGAGCACUAAGUGUGCGAGAG
This is a messenger RNA of Corythoichthys intestinalis (scribbled pipefish), 2717 nucleotides long. It is a transcript of the gene lrguk, whose product is annotated as leucine-rich repeats and guanylate kinase domain containing. Gene Ontology annotation, cellular component: cytosol. Bases 256 to 2217 code for a protein of 653 amino acids. Lineage: Eukaryota; Metazoa; Chordata; Actinopteri; Syngnathiformes; Syngnathidae. The transcript has 19 exons. The record is from RefSeq and is a predicted model, not a curated record. Gene Ontology annotation, molecular function: protein binding; GMP kinase activity.